Messenger RNA from Phycomyces blakesleeanus NRRL 1555(-), 639 nucleotides. RefSeq lists its product as hypothetical. NCBI's taxonomy places the organism in Eukaryota, Fungi, Mucoromycota, Mucoromycetes, Mucorales, Phycomycetaceae. The coding region runs from base 1 to 639 and encodes 212 amino acids. The transcript is spliced from 4 exons. The record is from RefSeq and is a predicted model, not a curated record.
AUGUCAGCUAUCAAACUUAUUAUCGCCACUGAAAGCUCCUGUACUGACUAUCUAUCCGAACUUAUCACCAAAGAAGAAGACACUGGACUAAAUUUCGAAGAAAUACGCUCCUUGCCCGCUCUUCUUGGAUUGGGAGUAGAUUUCUACUUCAGGAGGGUUCUCCAAAACAUUUUUUUUCUACCAGUUACAGUGACUCUGAUGAUUCUGCUUUGUCGAAUGUCUUCUCCUGGUAGCUUAAGAGGUUUAUCCUUGCUCGUUGGGAGAGCUGAAUCCACUAUCAGUGUCAUAUUUAAUUAUAUAAUUGAAAAACCUUUUGGCAAGUUCUAUUCAGAUCUUAAGUUUGACUAUCAACAAUUCCGCACAGAGAACCUUGUACGCUUUGGCAAAGCUAUCAACAAACUAUGUAGUAAAAAGCACCGCCCGAAGAAUGUGUUGGAUUCGUAUGCAAAACUCUUAACAAGAUUUACAGGCCAAACGUUGAUCAAGAAGCCAAGCAGUGUUAAACACAGCAAUAUCCAAAUAUUACGUCUAAUACAAGCAUUCUUGAGCAAUCUUGGAGAGUAUUUGUCAUUAGCUUUUGAGUAUAGCAUCUUGUAUGUGGAUUACAGUGAAAUCUUGAUAUGGGUAUAUAGUUGGUAG